Messenger RNA from Trichoderma aggressivum f. europaeum, 3033 nucleotides. RefSeq lists its product as uncharacterized. NCBI's taxonomy places the organism in Eukaryota, Fungi, Ascomycota, Sordariomycetes, Hypocreales, Hypocreaceae. Gene Ontology annotation, biological process: glycerophospholipid catabolic process. The transcript is spliced from 6 exons. Gene Ontology annotation, molecular function: protein binding; glycerophosphocholine phosphodiesterase activity. The record is from RefSeq and is a predicted model, not a curated record. The coding region runs from base 1 to 3033 and encodes 1010 amino acids.
AUGUGCCGCAGGAAAUUUGGCAAGCAGAUCCAGAAGCGCCAGCUUGAGGUUCCCGAAUAUGCUGCCAGUUUUGUCAACUACAAGGCCUUGAAGAAGCUCAUCAAGAAGCUUUCAGCUACUCCGACCCUUGCUGCACAAAAUGACGGCCACCGCCUAGCCACACUUGCCGACUCGCAGGCUGCUCUGCAAGCAAACAAGGCAACUUUCUUCUUCCAAUUGGAGAGAGAGCUGGACAAGGUGAAUGCUUUCUAUCUGCAAAAGGAAGCCGAGCUCAAAAUCCGCCUCAAGACGUUGCUCGAUAAGAAAAAGGUCCUUCAGUCGCGCCAGGGUAUCUCAAGACGCUCGUCCAAAUUCACCACCCUCGAAGAAGGAUUUCAGCAAUUCGCCACGGACUUGAAUAAGCUCCAGCAGUUUGUUGAGAUCAAUGGUACCGCCUUUUCAAAGAUUCUCAAGAAAUGGGACAAGACGUCCAAGUCCAAGACAAAAGAACUGUAUCUCUCCCGUGCCGUCGAAGUCCAGCCGUUCUUCAAUGCGACGGUCAUUAGCGAAUUGUCAGACCAGGCCACCACCAGCCUCCAGGAGUUGGGUGCCUGGUCUGAUGGAAUUCAGGUCAACUUCGAUUCAUCUACUGCGCAUGUUGUGACAAGCCAACAUUUCGUGGGGACCGACGAAGGAGAUGCCGAUACGCUGCUGUUGGAUACCGUCAUUACCGGAAACCUCGAAUCGAUAAAGGACCUUCUUGCGAAGAUGCAAUCGGCCUCCCUGGCUAGCGAGAGCGAUAUUUCCUUGAUGGAGCGGCUGACAAGAACCUUCUUGACGGCGAUAAAUGAAGCUCCCAAGAGUGCUCUGCAGGUUCUUUUGGAUACAGGAUUGGUGGACUUGCAUUCCUAUGAUGAUAUCAACGAGCGGAAUUGCCUACACCAGGCCGCCAUCUAUGGUAGACAACACGUCUUGGAAUGGGGCCUCGAGGCCAAGGUGGCCGUGGAUCGAACCGACGUUUACGGGCGCGUGCCGCUGCACUAUGCUAGUUUGCACGGUCGCUUAGAUAUGCUGGAAACUUUGUUAAAUGCCAACCCCGGCACUAUUGAUCUCAUCGAUCACGACAACUUCACGCCACUGAUACAUGCCAUUAUCCAUGGCCAUGUUGAGUGUGUCGAGCGCCUUCUCGCUAGAUCGGCUCGUAUUGACCCUGUAUCUGAUGCAGACCAUGUGCCUUUGAACCUUGCCUGCGAGCAUGGCUCCGUCGCUAUUGUCGAAAUACUGUUGAAGCAUGGCGCAAAUAUCCUUCCUGAUGCCGAGGGACUGUAUCCUCAGCACUUGGUGGCCCGGUGUGGCCGAACUUCGGAUUUGCUCCUGCUCCUGAAGCAGUAUGGAGCUGACCUCGAUCAAGUCGACAAGCUGUAUGGAUGGACACCGUUGCUGCAUGCUGCUAGUGAAGGAAAGGUCGAGUGUCUUCAAGCGCUGCUCAAGAUUGGUGUCGACGCGACGAUACGAGAUGAAAAGGACCUACCCGCCAUGUACUAUGCCGCUUGGGAGGGCCACUUGGAAUGCAUGCAGCUUCUCACCCCGUUCAACAAGCGCCCGAAAGCAAGCCCAUUGGGAGGCCAGCCCACAAUUGACAUUAUUGGCAGCAGUAAUGCCCCCCUGCCAAUGUCACUGGAUCCGGAUGCCAUCCCGAUCCUGGAGUUGCCUCCACCAAUCAUUCCUCUUCGACGAUAUGGCCACAACUUCCUUGAUACCAAGACUGUGGUGCAAAUCAGCUUUCAGGAUUCGGGCGAGCAACCGCUGGUUUUCUUCCAGGAUGGCAAGUACCCGGCUGCUCGGUUGACGAUUUCCUCCAAGGUUUCCGAUCUCAUCCCCAAGAAUAUCAUUUUGCCGUUUCAAGAAGAUACCCGUAUUGUUUCUUUCCAAGUUGAUAACCUCAAGACGUUUUCACUCGACUUUGAUGUUUUCCCGGCGUAUGGCGCCAAGACAAUUGCAAAGACGGUGGUACUGCCGUCUGUAUUCCUGAACCAGUCAGGCAGCUCGAAAUCUUGCCUGCCGCUCUUCGACCCGCGGUUGCGAGCCAUCGGCCAGAUUACCUUCAACACGCAGGUGAUCAAGCCGUUCAGGGGACAGCCUCUCGAGAUUACAGACUUUGAGACGUACUGGAAGGCGACAAGCCAGUUUAACCAGCCUACCAACGCCAUUGUUACCGGAUCAAGUCUGUCUGGUGACUAUGUCCGAGUCUUUGUCCAGUACACUAGCGAUGGGGUGCCUAUUAUUUGGCCACAAUGGACGAUUUCGUGCGGUGGGCUGGAUAUUCCCGUCUGCAGACUGUCAUUUGCGCAGUUUGAUGCCAUCACCUCCCAAGGUGCCAGCCGCGCUCAGCUCGCGGGCCUAGCGACCAAGACGGCGGAUGACAUUGCCGAAAUCUACCACAUCUUGGCGACUGCUGGAAUAACGCUCAAGGACGCACUGGCUAUCCUCCCUCCAGGCAUCCACGUCAAUCUGCAGAUUGUAUACCCGACCACAGAGGAGGAAGAGACACUGGCCUUGGGCCCGGCUCUUGACGUCAACGUCUACGUUGACUCGAUCCUCACGGUUGUUUUCGACCAUGCCCGUGCUCAGAGGGCACAGUCCCACUCGUCACACGUCGUGCGUUCCAUGGUGUUUAGCAGCUACAACGCGCGACUAUGUACCGCUCUCAACUGGAAACAGCCCAACUUUCCAGUAUUUUUGUGCAAUGACUUAGGCCGGGACGAGAAUACGGUGCUGGUCAACGGAAGGCGGACAACGUCGAUCAAGGAAGCGGUGCGGAUUGCACAGACGAAUAACUUUAUGGGUCUGAUAUGUUAUUCAAGGCUGCUGGAUAUGGUGCCGGCGCUGGUUGAUGCGGUCAAAUCGCAUGGACUUGCCCUCGUGAUGGACAAGUCUUCUGAUACCCCUGAAGCGAGCCCUCUGGUGGAUCCUUUCCCUCGGCCACCCAAGGGUGUCGACGGAAUCUUGAGAAGUCAUGGUAUUUUACGCUUUAAUGAUUCUAUAGACAUGUAG